AUGUUUCGUGAUGUUCCUCCCUCGAGUAAAAUUCUAGAGGGUUAUCGUGCUCUAACUCCUUCAGAUCCUCGUCCAUUGUCUAACAAGAGUGAAGGAGAAGAUUUUGACUACGAAACUGAGUCGGACAUUCGUAUUGAGCAAGAUCCACCGGUUCGCAAUAAAGAGGAUGAGCCCAUUCGCACUGAGGAACACGAAUCAGUUGACAUCGAGCAAGUAGAACAGAUUCACAAUGAUCCACCUGUUCGCACUGAGGCUACAUCUUCGAUUCAUGAGGUAACUCCAACACUUAAUGAUUAUGUUCCUUCUCCACCUCCCUCACCAAAAUCAACUGCUUCUAUCCCAAUUACCAUCGCACCUAUGCCACCACCAGUAUCAUCUCAACCAUCCACAAUUGAUCCAGUCACAAUCCCUAUUUUCAUCGAAUCCACCAUAUCGCACCACACCUCAGCUACACCUAUAAGUUCUGUCAACGUAUCUGAUAUGGGGGCUCACACUUCAGGUUUUUCAACCCAUGUUACACCACCCAUUUCUCCCAUUCGCACUGAUGACUCUAAAAUGAUUUUCGGAGAUGAUGGAGAUGAUGAUUUGGACAGAUUCGCUUACAAUUAUUUUCAAAUACGGAUUGAUAAUGAAGAUGAACUCUCCACUAUGAAAGGGGAACUCAAAUCUCUUCAUGAGAAGAUUGAUCAACUACUUCUCGCAUCCAAAGUCUCCACCUCUCAAGCUUAUUCCAAAACUGUUGUUGAAUUAAUCCUUGAGUGA
Molecule: messenger RNA, 762 nt
Organism: Lactuca saligna
Lineage: Eukaryota; Viridiplantae; Streptophyta; Magnoliopsida; Asterales; Asteraceae
Source: the annotation of a GenBank genome assembly